UCGCUUGGCUUCCUGGAGGCAGUAGGUAGCGAAGACGGGCGGGUAGGUGCCGGCUGCGUCCCGCCGUUCCUCUGGCGCCUGGUUCCGCCAUACCUCCUUCCACGACCUUGGCGAGCAUGUUCUCCAGGGCCCAAGUGAGGCGCAUUUUGCGACGGGUGCCCGGGAAGCAGCGGCUCGGUAUCUACAGGUUCCUGCCCUUCUUUUUUGUCAUGGGAGGAAUGAUGGAGUGGAUCAUGAUUAAAGUGCGCGUGGGCCAGGAGACCUUCUAUGAUGUCUACCGUAGAAAAGCCUCAGAAAGACAAUAUCAAAGAAGGCUGGAAGAUGAAUGAGACUGAACUUCAGCAGUCAAUAAAAUGAAUAUGGAUUUUCACUAUUGGUUUCAACACCUGUAAAAAUGUACGUUUCAGAUCUUUU
Otolemur garnettii (small-eared galago) is the source of this 414-nucleotide messenger RNA. RefSeq names its product small integral membrane protein 4 (gene SMIM4). The transcript is spliced from 2 exons. The record is from RefSeq and is a predicted model, not a curated record. Bases 117 to 329 code for a protein of 70 amino acids. NCBI's taxonomy places the organism in Eukaryota, Metazoa, Chordata, Mammalia, Primates, Galagidae.